AUGCUGCUGCCUAGAACACGCUCACAGCUCUGCCUGUUGCUAUUUUUCCUUUUCAGUGUCCUGGGUUCCCUCCUGCUGCUUGGACUCCAGCUCGUCUGCCCGCAGCCCUCCACGGAACACAGAAAGGUCCCGCAGCGGAUGGCUGUGGCCGAGGGCGCCCCGGAGGACGGCGGUGGCGGCGCCCCGGGCGUGUGGGGCUCCUGGGGCCCCUGGUCCGCCUGCUCGCGCAGCUGCAGCGGCGGCGUGAUGGAGCAGACGCGGCCCUGCCUGCCCAGCUCGUACCGCGCACGCGGGGGACCACGGCCUGGAGCCCCUGCGCGCGCCUUCACGGGCCACGUGGUGUCAGCCGUUCGCACAUCGGUGCCGCUGCACCGGAGCCGUGAGGAGACACGCGCCCCUGCCGGCCUCAACUCUAGUCGCCAGGGCCCGGCGCUGCGAGGCAGCCGACACCCGCAGGCCCGGGGCCGCGAACCCACGGCGGAGAGAAGGAGCAGGACCCGAGGUCCCAUCGGCCCUGGCAAGUAUGGUUAUGGGAAAGCCCCAUACAUCUUACCAUUGCAGACAGACUCUGCACACCCACCGCAGAGGCUUCGGCGACAGAGGCCCUCAUCCCGGAAUUCCAGGUCCCAGGGGGCAUCUGGCUCUAGCCAUGACUACCACCCUUCAGCUCACCAGCGCCCCCAGCAUGGACCUCUGUACCAGAGUGACAGUGGCCCGCGUUCUGGACUGCAAGCCUCAGAGGGCUCUGUCUACCAGCUGCCUUUGACCCAUGACCAAGGCUUCCCUGCAGCCUCCAGUCUCUUCCACAGCCCAGAAGCAAGCAGCAGCCCUGGGCUGGGGGCCCCCAGGGCAGCUCAGAGCUUCUCCCAGCCCACCAGAUCUACAGCCAUCUCCUGCAUCGGGGCCUACCGGCAGUACAAGCUGUGCAACACGAACGUGUGUCCAGAAAGCAGUAGAAGUAUCUGGGAGGUACAGUGUGCAUCCUACAACAACAAGCCGUUCAUGGGCCGGUUUUAUGAAUGGGAACCAUUUGCAGAAGUCAAGGGCAAUCGGAAGUGUGAGCUGAACUGCCAGGCAAUGGGCUACCGCUUCUAUGUUCGGCAAGCUGAGAAGGUCAUUGAUGGUACCCCCUGUGACCAGAACGGGACGGCCAUCUGCGUUUCCGGGCAGUGCAAGAGCAUUGGCUGUGAUGACUACCUAGGCUCCGACAAAGUUGUGGACAAAUGCGGGGUGUGCGGAGGCGAUAACACAGGCUGCCAGGUUGUGUCGGGUGUGUUUAAGCAUGCCCUCACCAGCCUGGGCUACCACCGAGUUGUGGAGAUUCCCCAAGGAGCCACAAAAAUCAACAUCACCGAGAUGUACAAGAGCAACAACUAUUUGGCCUUGCGAAGUCGUUCUGGCCGCUCCAUCAUCAAUGGGAACUGGGCAAUUGACCGGCCUGGAAAAUAUGAGGGCGGAGGGACCAUGUUCACAUACAAGCGUCCAAAUGAGAUUUCAAGCACUGCUGGAGAGUCCUUUUUGGCCGAAGGUCCCACUAAUGAGAUCUUGGAUGUCUAUAUGAUACACCAGCAGCCUAACCCAGGAGUCCACUACGAGUACGUUAUCAUGGGGAACAACGCCAUCAGCCCACAGGUGCCACUUCACAGGAGGCCAGGGGAGCCCGUCAAUGGCCAGCUGGUACCAGAAGGGAGGAGCCAGCAGGAGGGAAAAGAGAAAGAGGGGGACCAGGAGAAGGCAGAUGUGCGCAGCGGGACACCUGAAAUGUUCACGUUGGAAUCAACACAGACCUUCCCGGUCAGGCAGCCAGACAGAUUCUCUCUCCACCGGCCGGACAGUGUGGUGCCACCAGCUCCGCAACCCCCUCGGCAGAGCCGGGAUCACAACUGGAAGCAGCUGGGGACCACGGAGUGCUCGACAACCUGCGGGAAAGGAUCACAGUACCCUAUUUUUCGCUGUGUGCACAGAAACACUCACGAAGAGGUUCCUGAGAGCUACUGUGACUUGGCCAUGAAGCCGACCCCCGAGGAGGAGCCCUGCAACAUCUUCCCUUGCCCAGCCUUCUGGGACAUCGGGGAGUGGUCCGAGUGCAGCAAGACCUGCGGCCUGGGCAUGCAGCACCGCCAGGUCCUGUGUCGCCAGGUGUACGCCAACCGCAGCCUGACGGUGCAGCCCUACCGCUGCCAGCACCUGGAGAAGCCCGAGACCACCAGCACCUGCCAGCUCAAGAUCUGUAGCGAGUGGCAGAUCCGGACCGACUGGACCUCGUGUUCGGUGCCUUGUGGAGUGGGACAGAGGACCCGGGACGUGAAGUGUGUGAGCAACAUCGGGGACGUGGUCGACGACGAGGAAUGCAACAUGAAGCUCCGGCCCAAUGACAUUGAGAACUGCGACAUGGGACCCUGCGCCAAAAGCUGGUUCCUGACCGAGUGGAGCGAGCGGUGCUCAGCGGAGUGCGGGGCUGGAGUGCGGACGCGCUCCGUGGUGUGCAUGACCAACCACGUCAGCAGCCUGCCCCUGGAGGGCUGCGGGAGCAACCGGCCAGCAGGGGCCACCCCGUGCGACAACGGGCCUUGCACGGGCAAGGUGGAGUGGUUUGCAGGGAGCUGGAGUCAGUGUUCCAUCGAGUGUGGGAGUGGGACCCAGCAGAGGGAGGUAAUCUGUGUUAGGAAGAACACAGACACCUUUGAAGUGCUGGACCCCUAUGAAUGUUCCUUUCUGGAGAAACCCCCCAGCCAGCAACCCUGCCACCUCAAGCCCUGCGGGGCCAAAUGGUUUCACACAGAAUGGAGCAUGUGUUCCAAGAGCUGUCAGGGCGGCUUCCGUGUCCGAGAAGUGCGUUGUCUGGCAGAUGACAUGACCCUAAGUAAUCUCUGUGACCCUCAGUUGAAACCAGAAGAAAAAGAAUCUUGUAACCCUCAGGACUGUGUCCCUGAAGUUGAUGAAAACUGCAAGGACCGGUACUACAACUGCAACGUGGUGGUCCAGGCCAGGCUCUGCGUCUACAACUACUACAAGACCGCCUGCUGCGCCUCCUGCACGCGCGUGGCCAACAGGCACUCGGGCUUCCCAGGGAGCAGAUAA
Messenger RNA from Budorcas taxicolor (takin), 3081 nucleotides. It is a transcript of the gene THSD4, whose product is annotated as thrombospondin type 1 domain containing 4. The coding region runs from base 1 to 3081 and encodes 1026 amino acids. Gene Ontology annotation, molecular function: metalloendopeptidase activity. The transcript is spliced from 16 exons. Gene Ontology annotation, cellular component: extracellular matrix. The record is from RefSeq and is a predicted model, not a curated record. NCBI's taxonomy places the organism in Eukaryota, Metazoa, Chordata, Mammalia, Artiodactyla, Bovidae. Gene Ontology annotation, biological process: extracellular matrix organization.